Messenger RNA from Epinephelus lanceolatus (giant grouper), 3924 nucleotides. Its product is annotated as inactive serine protease 35-like. Gene Ontology annotation, molecular function: serine-type endopeptidase activity. Gene Ontology annotation, biological process: proteolysis. The record is from RefSeq and is a predicted model, not a curated record. Lineage: Eukaryota; Metazoa; Chordata; Actinopteri; Perciformes; Serranidae.
AUGUAGGUUUUUAUGAGGAUCUCUCACAGCUUCUCCUCGCUCCAGUUUUUUUUAGUGAAUGAUGGGAGCCAGUCUGCUGGAAGCCGUUUGGAUGGAGAGGAUUUUUUAUUGAUGAGAAGGAGACAUUUUGCUGCAACUUUUGGGGGUGUUUCUGUUUUAUGUUUGCAGCGGGAUGGGAGCCAGUUGCUUCCUGUGUGUGCUGCUCUGCGCAGCAACUCUGACACUUGGAGUUUUUGGUAAAGAUGAGAACAGCAAGGUGUACAGGUGGACCAGGCAGAGCCUCCCGCUGCUGCUGGACACACACACUGAGCCUUUGAAUGUGCCUUUGUUCAGAGGGCAGGAGGAGGAUGAGGACGGAGGAGGGGCGAAGACACUCUGUGGAAUAGAGUGUCAAAGCAGCCUGCCACCUGUAGACCAGGAUGAGCAAGAGAGGAUUCUGGGAUACGAGACAAUGUAUGAGAACGGCACCCGCACGCACACAGAUAUCAGUUUGUGGGGUUUCAACACGACGUCUGCAGGAGUACCGGCCCGCCCACCAGCUCGCACCCGCAGGAAACGACAGGUUUAUGGAGCAGAUGGACGCUUUGUGAUCUCUGACUCACACUUCAUCACCAACUACCCUUUCUCCACCGCUGUUCGUCUCUCCUCGGGCUGCUCCGGAGUCCUGGUAUCCCAGAAACACGUGCUAACGGCAGCACGCUGCAUCCAUGAUGGGAAGGACUACCUAGCGAGUGUCAGGAGGCUGAGAGUAGGGGUGCUGCAGCUCAAGAGUAAGAGAAGAAGAGGGGGUAGAAGGAGAGGAGGGCAGCAGAUGGGUGGGAGGAGAGGAGAGGAUGAGGAGCAGGUGAUAGAGGAAGGUGAGGAGCAGAAUAGUAUAGAUGGAGAUGUGGGGAGAGGGAGAAAGGGAGGCAAAGGCAGGAGGCGCAGAGGAAGAAGAGAGGGUGAGGAGGGUGCAGCUGAUCGUGGGAAUAUGGGUGAGUCAGAGAGAAAAGGGAAACGAAGACGCCGUAUACGACGUAGCGAACCCAGGAAGCAGCCUGUCUUCCGUUGGACACGAGUCAAACAAACCCAAAUCCCCCAAGGAUGGAUUCAAACCAAGAGCUCCACCAACUCAGUGUCCCCCGACUACGACUACGCCCUCCUGGAGCUGAAACGACCCCUCAAGCAAAAGUACAUGGAGCUGGGAGUGGCACCCUCCGCCACCCUCCCAGCACGGAUCCACUUCUCAGGCUACGACGUUGACAAAAGCCUGCUGGACGGGCGUGGAGACGAGAAGGUGGUUUAUCGGUUUUGUUCGGUGGCAAACGAGUCAGAGGAUUUGAUGUACCAGCACUGCGAUGCACAGCCGGGCGCCACAGGCGCAGGCGUUUAUGUUCGUCUGAGACAGGAAGCAGGAGAGGAAGGCAGGAAAGGGAAGUGGCAGCGGAGGGUGAUUGGGGUGUUUUCAGGCCAUCAAUGGGUGGAGGCGGAUGGGGGCGAGCAGAGGGACUUUAAUGUUGCAGUGAGAAUUACUCCACCUAAAUACGCUCAGAUCUGUCACUGGAUCCAUGGAGAUCCACAUCUCUGCAAAGAGGUUUGACUGCAAAGAGAUGGACCUUGAAAAAGGUUCAGUUUCAGAGAGACUCAAACAUCUGGGUCUGUGUAUAAAACAAACAAACAAAAUCAUAGGAGUGGUCCUAAACUUUGACUUAUGUGUUGAUGUUUUAAUGUAAAGAGUAGGACUUAGAUGCUUUGUACAAAUAAGUCAAAAGUAACUAGUAGCAUAGUGUAAGGCUGCGUCCAGACUGCCGGCAAAAAUGUCCCAAUCUGAUUUAUUUUUUUCUGAUAUGUGAAUCAGAUCUGGGUUUUUCAUUACAGUGUGAGUAGCACAAAUCAUAUGGAGUCUGAUCUUUCAACUCUGAUUUGGGCCACUUUCAUAUGUGGUUCAAAAUCAGAUACAGGUCUGAUUUUUGGCAAUGUGGCCUUGUUGUACACAGCCAUAUCGAAGUUCAGUUAUGUCACCUACAGAUGAGGCGCUUACAGAUGUAGUUAAAAGUACCCCUUAAUAGGCAAAAUCUUUUUCAGUAAAGCCAUUCACGUCAAGAUCCCACCACUCCUGGCUCCAGCAUGAGGUGAUGUUUUUGUAAAACAUGCUCCUGGAUCAACAUCCCACAUCGCCUUCCUGGACCAGCACGACAAACAAUCACAGCUGUGCUUCUUUCAAAUUUCCUUUGUGCUUCUUCAGAGCUAAGCUAGUUUUCCAAAAUGAAGUUAAUAAAGUUGAAGAAAAUCCUCAAUAUCAUUGAACAAAUAUAUUAUGAGCUACUGCAGGGUUAGUGAGUUAGCUUUCUAACAAGUAAACUUGCCAAUAGGCUAGAAUAUUAUCAAGUUAGCUUGCUAACUAGGUAGGUUAUGCUAAUUAGGCUUGCCAAUAAGCUAGUAUAUCAGAGAAUUUGGUUUCUAACUAGGCUAUGCUAACAGGUAAGCUUGCCAAUAUGCUAGAAUAUCAGCAAAUUAGCUUGCUAACUUGGUUGGCUAUGCUAAUAAGUAAGCUUGCCAAUAGGCUAGAACAUCAGCAAGUUAGUUUGCUAACUAAAUGGGCUAUGCUUACAAGUAAGCUUACCAAUAAGCUAAAAUGUUGGCGAGUUAGCCUGCUAAGUAGGUAGUCUACACUAUCAAGAAAGCUUGCCAACAGGCUAAAAUGUUAGCAUGUUAGCUUGAUAACCAGGUAGGCAACGCUAACAAGUAAACUUGCCAAUCGGCUAGAAUAUUAGCAAGUUAGCUUGCUAAGUAGGUAGUCUACGCUAUCAAGAAAGCUUGCCAACAGGCUAAAAUGUUAGCAUGUUAGCUUGAUAACCAGGUAGGCAACGCUAACAAGUAAACUUGCCAAUCGGCUAGAAUAUUAGCAAGUUAGCUUGCUAAGUAGGUAGUCUAUGCUAACAAGUAAGGUUGCCAGUGAGGCUAAAACAUUGUUUAUUAACAUUAAGAAUAAGGAAAAUGUAAUUUUGCAGUUGAACUGCGAAGGACACAUUUCCCUCCUUCUUCAUAGCCUAUUCAAAACUUUUUUUUACAAGAUUGCAGUGCUUGUGUUGAUUGCAGUGCUUGUGUUGACAUGUUGACCCUGGAUUAUCCAUAAUCAGCAUGGUGGUGAUGAUGAUGGUCCUGGAUAAACCUAACCAAAUCAAUCCAGGAUCAACACUGGAGGGAAAAUGUGUUAAUCGUAGCAAUUUGCAACUGAAAAUGAUAUUAUCUACGCUCUUUGAUAGUGAACAAUAUUCUAGCCUAUUGGCAAGCUUACUUGUUAGCAUAGCCUUCCUAGUUAGCACGAUAACUUCCUAACCCUUUAAUGAUUCUAAAGAUUUUGUUCAAUGGUUUUAACUUCAAGUUGGGAAACUGAAGAGACACAAAGGAAUUUUGAAAGAAGCCCAGGGGCAGCACACUGAUGAUGACAGAGGGCUGUGAUUGGUUGAUUGCAGUGUUGGUCCAGGAACGUGAUGUGGGUAGUUGAUCCAGGAGCAUGUCCUACUUAGUAAAAUCACCUUGUGCCCUGGCUCUGAGACUGCAUCCACACACACACCUCAGCACAGAAGUAGCAGCCAUUUCUUCUCAAAAAAGCAAUCAUUAGAAAUUUGUCUCUCUUUCCUUGUUCAUCAUCUGCUCACAAAUUCACUUGCUUCCACUGCACACCAACAUAUAAUGAAACCCUAAAUGCUGACAUGAGUGGCCUCCAUCUUUCUGCUGUGUGUGACAUCUGAGUUGCUUUUGUUUUGCACAUGCAUGUCAGUUCAGGACUGUGACCAGUUCACACUGGAAUCAGAUACUGGGCAUGUUUAAAAUACAAUGUAAAUAGCAGAAUUGAGUGCAGACUGCAGUGUUGUCAAGGACUACAAUCAUGUCUUCCAAAAAUGCACUUCCUCCUGCCUCCAGAGGUUAUGAGUCACGGCU